AUGUCCGUGACUGGCAAACCUACUCACAGGCUCUCCUUCGAGGAGGUGCCCUCAGAAAAUGGCUCUCUGCCCGAAGUCAAGAAGGGCACUGACGCCGAUGCUGCCGACAUGUCGAGAAUGGGCAAGAAACAGGUCCUGAGAAGAGAGUUUCGUUUCAUCUCAAUUGUCGGAUUCAUCUGCAUCCUUCAGUCCACUUGGGAAGGUGCUCUCCUCUCCAACGACCAAUCGCUACACAAUGGCGGCCUGGCCGGUACCGUAUGGACUUUUAUCGUCACUUGGGGCUUCACGCUCUGCAUGAUUGCGUCUAUGGCCGAGCUCGCGUCAAUGGCACCUACCGCAGGCGGUCAGUACCAUUGGGUCAGUGAAUUUGCGCCCCCUUCUCUUGAAAAGCCUCUGUCCUAUAUGGUUGGAUGGAGCUCUUGGCUAGGCUGGGUGUCUGGCAUUCCUUCUUGUGCACAAUUUCUCGCCUACCAGGUUGAAGGCCUGGUUCUUGUCAACAACCCGGAUGCACAUCUCGGAGAACUGUGGCAGAUCGGACUCUUGCUUUUCGCCUUCCUCUUCGUCACCUUUGGUUUCAACAUCUUCCUUUCGCACAAGUUACCGCUUGCUGAGGGUAUCAUUCUCGUGCUUCACGUUCUGGCUUUCUUCGCCUACCUCAUCGUCUUUUGGGUGAUGGCUGAUGUCGGAUCAGCAAAGACUGUCUUUACUGAAUUCUCUAACGGAGGUGGCUGGAGCAGUCAAGGUGUUUCCUGUCUUGUCGGACUGGUCACGCCCAUCUGGUGUUUCAUCGGUCCUGAUGCAGGUGCACACAUGAGCGAGGAGCUACGUGAUGCUUCCCGUGUGCUUCCCAAGGCUAUGAUGUGGGCGACCGUCAUCAAUGGCGCGCUCGGCUGUGUCAUGAUCAUCAGUUUCUGCUUUGCUGCCGGCGACAAUCUGGAAAGUAUCUUGAACACUGGCACUGGCAUCCCUAUCGUGCAGCUUCUGUACAAUGUUACGGGCUCCAAGGCUGGAACAUCAGUUAUGACAGUCGUACUUCUGGUCCUCCAGUACUUCUCGGCCAUCACCACCAUUGCGUCUUCGUCACGCCAGACAUGGGCCUUCGCCAGAGACAGAGGAUUCCCCUUCAGCGAGUGGCUCAGCCGUGUGGACCCUCGCUGGGAUGUCCCUGUCAAUUCUCUACUGCUUUGUCUUGUCGUCUCCCUCAUCCUCGGCGCCAUCAACUUUGGCUCCGAAGUCGCUCUCGAUGCCAUCAUGUCCGUGUCCAAUUCAGCACUGUUGUUCAGCUACAUCGUCUGCAUUGGUUGCGUGCGUCUGAAGCGCUGGCGUGGACAGCCUCUUUUACCCCGUAGUUUUGACUUGGGUAGAUGGGGUGCUCCUCUCAACGAUGCCGCACUGGCUUUCUUGGUUGUGGCAUUCAUCUUCUCGUUCUUCCCUGAGGAUGUGAACCCUGAUGCGCCGGACAUGAACUGGGCGAUUGUCAUCUGGGGUGCCAUGUGGGUGAUGGCCGGUAGCUACUACUACUUUGGCGGCUCCAAGAAGUAUGUUAGCCCUGGCAGUCUUGUCAAGAAUAUGUAA
This is a messenger RNA of Aureobasidium uvarum, 1575 nucleotides long. The record is from the annotation of a GenBank genome assembly. NCBI's taxonomy places the organism in Eukaryota, Fungi, Ascomycota, Dothideomycetes, Dothideales, Saccotheciaceae.